Messenger RNA from Oikopleura dioica, 1740 nucleotides. Lineage: Eukaryota; Metazoa; Chordata; Appendicularia; Copelata; Oikopleuridae. The record is from the annotation of a GenBank genome assembly.
AUGAACGAGAACUUGACAAAAUUAGCCACGGCCGAUGACGACGGUAGAAUCAGAGUUGCUGAUGUCAGCAAAGCAGAAGGAGAACCGAAAAUAAAAGCAUUUCGCGCAAAGCACGAGAACUUAGCGACUGCGGUAGAAUGGACGACUGAUCAGAUUCUUACCUCGGCUUCGUCCGAUCAGUCAAUCAGAACGUGGCGAGUAGACCAGCAAAAGUGCGUCAAAACGCUCGACGUGUCGCAAUUUAAAAAUGAAAUUCGCGAAGAAUCAACUGAGACGAGAGUGAAUGUUUCCCCACCGCUAGUACAUACGAUUUCAAUUCUGCGAAACAGCGACCCGGAAUUCGUCCUUGCUGGCUGUGAAAACGGAACGAUAGUGUCGAACAAACUCGAAUGUGGGAAAUUGUCGUCGAAUAAGAUGCUGACGCAGGCGUUCAAAGGAUCUCACAGUUUCGGAAUUGGAAAGAUUUGCAAUUAUAGCUUGAAUGAUAGAUGGUUGGUUGUUUCUGGAGGAAAUGAUAAUGCAGUGAAAUUUUGGACAGCAGAAGCGGAGGAGAGAUCCCUCAAAUUCAGCUCACUUGGCCUUGCAUUAGCUGCACUUAGUCUUCUUUCUACACUCGACCUAGAUUUCAAUCUCUGGCGCGAGGCAGCAGCUCUUCAACUUCAAUAUUCCUUUCUCACCGCGUCAAACCGUACUGCCACGCGUCUGUCGCUCGAUUUCUUCCAUAAGAAGUUUGAAUGCUGCGGCAUUAAUGGACCUGGGGACUUUGCAAAGGAGAAUCCAAUCAUCAAACUAUUCGCCGGACAGAAUGCUGUACCUCUUUGGUUUCAGGAAUAUGGUUUUGUUCGAGUAGACCCUACACCUCCACCAACGGUGUCACCUCCAAAGAUAAACCCAGAUGGUUCUCUCAAUCCGAAUGAACACGAUAUUCCGUUGAACUCAAGUUCAUUACCCGGCGGUUUCACCUGCACAGGCUGCACUAUAAAUAUAAAUGACCCCGCUCCACAAGUGCCCGUUCAACAAAUACCGACAACAACGCCUCAGCCAACGACUAAAUCGCGAAGAUGGAAAGAUACCCGUAACGAUCGAACGUUACCGUGGACAUAUCAACGAGCAAAUUACCCAUGGUUCAUGGGUCCGCCACUCCGAGGGACUUUCUGUGAAGAAGAGCCGUGUACAACUCAACGACUUGGUCGAGAAGCGUCUGCCGAGUUCCCUUUCAAUGAAGAAAGCUUAUUUUCUCAAAACUUUCUUAUUCCCAAAGAGCUAAAUCUUUCGCCCGGAGACUUUCCUGUUCCGGAAUCUUGCUGCGAGCGACAAUCGAAAUUCUGCGGCCUUGAGAAUUCUAUUUUGCGACAAAAACUGCCAGCCCGAACAUUAGUUCCUUCUGUAAAUAUAUCCGACAUUUGCCUUACUAACAAUUCAGAUCCUAUAAACUCCACUGUUCCAUCGCCCUGUUUACCUAGCAACACUUCCACUACUGCUAUUCCUACUACAACAACAGCUCCAAUUGAAAAUGUCGUGGACAAUAUUUUCACUGAAGGGUGCUUUCCAAGUCUUUUCGAAAAGCUGAGUGCUGCCAAAUGGCUCCCCACAGUGCUUUUCGGUCAUAUUCUCGUGAUCUUGAACUUGUUUCUGAAUGUAUCAUUCGGUUGUCUUAUGUGCUGCGUUACUCAAGGAAAACCAGAGCGACAUGUCAAAUAUGGCAAGAAACAUAAAGUUCCCGUUUCAAGACGCCUUUAA